Messenger RNA from Salvelinus namaycush (lake trout), 2370 nucleotides. RefSeq names its product protocadherin alpha-3-like. Lineage: Eukaryota; Metazoa; Chordata; Actinopteri; Salmoniformes; Salmonidae. Gene Ontology annotation, molecular function: calcium ion binding. Gene Ontology annotation, cellular component: plasma membrane. Bases 1 to 2370 code for a protein of 789 amino acids. The record is from RefSeq and is a predicted model, not a curated record. The transcript is spliced from 2 exons. Gene Ontology annotation, biological process: homophilic cell-cell adhesion.
AUGGGAGAUGGAAGACAAAGGCGCAGAUGGGAGUACUGGUGGGUUGCUGUGCGUUUCUCUCUGCUGCUGUGCUUCGGAGAGCAGGUUUCAGCACAGAUAAGGUACUCUAUUCCAGAGGAGGUGAAAGAGGGAUCUGUUGUUGGAAAUGUUGCUAAGGAUUUGGGUCUUGACGUCAGUACUUUGGUGGAGAGACGGUUUCGUAUCGUUUCUGGAUCUAAGGACGCUCUUUUCCACGUAAAUCAGAACAAUGGCGUCUUGUAUGUUCAUAAAAACAUGGACCGAGAGGAGCUCUGUGGUGGCAAUGGCGCUUGCUUGAUGGACCUGAAAAUGGUUGUUGAAAAUCCUCUAGAAAUUCACUAUAUCGGGGUAGAAAUAACGGAUGUUAAUGACCACUCGCCCAGUUUUGCUGAAAAAGACGUACAGUUGCAAAUAGCUGAGAAUACCCUCAUGGGGGCACGCUUUGAACUCCAGACAGCGCGUGAUUUAGACAUUGAAAUCAAUGCUGUCCGUGUGUACAGGUUGAGCCAGAAUGAUCAUUUUGAUUUAGAAGUGAAAGACAAUGGGGAGGAGGAUAAACUUCUGUUUUUAGUUUUAAGUAAGCCACUUGACAGAGAGCAAAAUUGCAAGCAUGAAUUAUUGUUGACUGCAGUCGAUGGAGGUAAUCCACCGAAGUCAGGUUUACUUAAUGUAACUGUCAUAGUUCUGGACACCAAUGAUAAUCGACCUGUUUUUAAUCAAGACAUAUAUUCCGUUUCUUUAAAGGAGAAUUCCCCAAUUGGCACAAUUGUUACCGCUGUUAAUGCGUCUGAUGCUGAUGCCGGUUUAAAUGGUGCGGUAGAAUACUCUCUGGGAAGAGCAGUGAAACGUAAAGUAUAUGACAUUUUCCAGUUGGACAGCGUUACUGGUGAGAUUAAAGUGAAAGGUGAAGUUGACUUUGAGGAAAAUGAGGUUUACCGAUUAAAUGUACAGGCGUCUGAUAAAGGUCAGCCUCCUCUGACUGUUGACUGUAGAGUUAUUAUAAAGGUAGUAGAUGUGAAUGACAAUAAACCAGAGAUUGAUGUAACAUCCCUCUCCAAUACAAUAGGUGAAGAUUCAAAACCAGGAACUGUUAUUUCUCUAGUUAGUGUGACAGAUAAAGAUUCUGGGAUUAAUGGUAAUGUCAUAUCUACAAUAACAGACAACGUGCCAUUUGAAUUAAAACCUUCAUUUAAGGACAAUGUGUUUUCUAUCGUCACAAAGGGACGUUUAGACAGAGAAUUCGUGUCCCAUUAUGACAUCACAAUAACAGCCACUGACUGUGGUCAGCCUCCUCUGUCCACAUUCAAAACUCUGAGCGUCCAGAUAUCAGAUGUGAACGAUAACAGUCCAGAAUUCUCCCAAAACCCCUUUGAGCUGUACUUAGUGGAAAAUAACGCUCCUGGUGCAUCGAUAUUCUCUGUAAGCGCUUGUGAUAAAGACUUGAAUGAAAAUGCUGCGAUUUCAUAUCACAUAGUAAGAGAAGGGACACAGAAUGAUAUGGCAUCUUUCCUGAAUAUAAAUUCUGAUAAUGGAGAUAUCUCCGCGCUGAAAAGCUUUGACUUUGAAACUCUGAAAACAUUCCAAUUCCAAGUUGUAGCUACAGACUCUGGAACUCCGUUAAAAAGCAGCAACGUCACAGUUAACGUGUUCAUUCUGGAUCAGAACGACAACGCUCCAGUGAUCUUGUAUCCAGUCAGCGCCAACGGUUCCGCUGAAGGUGUGGAGGAGAUUCCCCGCAAUGUGAACGCAGACCAUUUGGUGACUAAAGUGAGAGCCUAUGACGCUGAUAUAGGAUAUAACGGCUGGUUAUUAUUUUCACUGCAGGAAGUUACUGACCACAGUCUCUUUGCUUUGGACCGCUAUACGGGACAGAUAAUGACACUUCGGUCAUUCACAGAGACAGACGAGGCUGAGCAUAAACUGGUCAUACUGGUAAAAGACAAUGGGAACGUUUCACUCUCAGCAACAGCUACUGUGACUAUCAACGUCGUGGAGCCCAAAGAGGCUUUUGCAGCUUCUGAUGUUAAAAGUUCAGUAAAAGAUGACGAGGAGGAGAACAGCGUUACAUUUUAUUUGAUCAUUACUUUGGGGUCAGUUUCAACGCUUUUUCUCAUCAGUAUCGUCGUGUUGAUUGUAAUGCAGUGCUCCAAACCCACAGACUAUUCCUCCAAGUAUUUACAAGAUGUGAAUAACGACGGGACACUGUGCCACAGCAUCCAGUACAGAUCCGGAGACAAACGGUACAUGUUAGUUGGACCCAGAAUGAGUAUAGGUUCUACUAUUGUCCCGGGCAGCAAUGGGAAUACUCUAGUGUUACAAGAACAGAGGAGCAGAGCUUCUGGAGAGAACUGA